AACCCAAUCGGGCUCUGUUUCAGCAUGAUGAAGGCCUGGAUGAAGCGCAAUAACCACAACCCUGACGCCCGUCUCGACACUCCCUCUUUUAUCCGCAAAGCGAUCAACUAUAUCAACACAGAUCUAGAAAAGAUCUGCAGUUUGUACACGGGCUGUGGUUAUGCGCUGACCGGCAAGGAUUUCCGUUGAUAACAACUGUCAAAUGGCCGCUCGAGCGGCUGAGCGGG
Saitoella complicata NRRL Y-17804 is the source of this 227-nucleotide messenger RNA. RefSeq lists its product as uncharacterized. Lineage: Eukaryota; Fungi; Ascomycota; Saitoellomycetes; Saitoellales; Saitoellaceae. The coding region runs from base 25 to 189 and encodes 54 amino acids. The record is from RefSeq and is a predicted model, not a curated record. The transcript has a single exon.